Messenger RNA from Myotis lucifugus (little brown bat), 1433 nucleotides. It is a transcript of the gene IL18, whose product is annotated as interleukin 18. Gene Ontology annotation, biological process: immune response; inflammatory response. The transcript has 4 exons. Gene Ontology annotation, molecular function: cytokine activity. NCBI's taxonomy places the organism in Eukaryota, Metazoa, Chordata, Mammalia, Chiroptera, Vespertilionidae. The record is from RefSeq and is a predicted model, not a curated record. Bases 556 to 1176 code for a protein of 206 amino acids.
UGGUCGUUCCACCGUUCUGGUCACUGGACUUCUAUAUAUAUAGAUUGGUGUGGGGACAAAAAAGGGGGGAUGACAAUUAAGAAGCUAUUGUCCUUGUAAAAAAUGAUGGGGACAUGGAUUAGGCAGGGAUAACAGGGUGCCGAUAUAAAGCAAUGAAUGGAUUUUAUAAAUACUUGGAAGAAUCCAAGUAUUUUGAGGUUAGCCUAGGAAGGGGAUAGAGAGAAAGAUGGUGCCUAUAUUUUCUCACUUAGGAAAUUUGUACUAUUAGUGAAAUAGAAAGCACAAGGGGAAGAGCAGGGUAAAGUGGUAUGCAGAGCAAAGAGGAGAUGAUGAAUUUAGUUUUGUAUCUUGUCUGUGGGACAUCCAAGUGGACAUGUCCAGUAGAUUCUUGGACAUAAUAGUUCUAGGCUCAGGAUGAAAAUUUGGGCUGGAGAUAAACCUAUAGGAGGCUUAUGCAUAGAAAUGACAGCUGAAACUAUAGGAAUAAAAAGACAAAACAGAGGAAAUGUGUGAAGUGAGAAAGUAAAAGCCAAGGACUAAGUCAGGGGAAUACCUAUGUUUGAGGAUGCAGUAGAAAGGGAACCUAAUAAACAAAAGAGUAACCAAAGAGGAAGAAGAAAAACCAAGAGAAUGCCACAGAAUCCCAGGAGAGAUUUUCAAGAUGGAGAAAACCUCGAAUCAGACUACUUUGGCAGGAUUGAACCUAGAUUGUCAAUCAUACGAAAUGUGAACAAUCAAGUUCUCUUCGUUUACCAGGGAAGCCACGCUGUGUUUGAAGAUAUGACUGAUUCUGAGUGUGAAGAAAAUGCAUCCCAGACUAAAAUUAUAAUAUAUACAUAUAAAGAUAGCUACCCUAGAGGCAUGGCAGUAACCCUCUCUGUGAAGUGUCCAGAAAUGUUUACUCUCUCCUGUAUGAACAAAAAUAUUUCCUUUAAGAAAAUGAGUCCUCCUGCUGAUAUCAAUGAUGAAAAAAGUGACAUCAUAUUCUUUAUGAGAAGUGUUCCAGGAUCUAACAAUAAGAUGAAAUUUGAGUCUUCAUUGUAUGAAGGAUAUUUUCUAGCUUGUAAAAAGGAGGAGGAUCUUUUUAAACUCAUUUUGAAAAAAAGGGACAUAGAUUGGGAUGACUCUGUAAUGUUCACUAUUGACUACAAAGAGCUAAAUAUUAAAAUUUCAUAGUUUGAACUUUCUGAGUUUUGUCUUCCAGAAAAGUUAAGUUUGAGUCUGUAAUUGUAAUGAUGAAAUAAAAUGAAUAAUGAUCUCAAAAGAUACCAUUAAGAAAUGAAUAGUAAGCUUUCACAAAAUUGAAUUGACGCCCUUUUAUGCAGAUGAAUAAAUCAUUUGUAUAAUGUAAAAAGAUGCAUAGUUUGAAAACAUAUUCUACAUUGUUGACAUUGGAACAUAGAUUAUACUCAAUAAAAGUGUUUUGAAUCUUU